Molecule: messenger RNA, 1474 nt
Organism: Camelina sativa (false flax)
Lineage: Eukaryota; Viridiplantae; Streptophyta; Magnoliopsida; Brassicales; Brassicaceae
Product: Dof-type zinc finger DNA-binding family protein
Biological process (GO): regulation of DNA-templated transcription
Molecular function (GO): DNA-binding transcription factor activity; DNA binding
Source: RefSeq, a predicted model, not a curated record
AAUUAAAAAUUCUCUUUUUUUCGUCUUCUUGCUUUUUUCAAAAACCAGCAGCUUUAAUUAAGUACCUUCCCACACACACUUCUCCUCUCUCUCUCUUUUUCUCUUCUCUCUCCCAAACCUUUUAGCUUUCUUCUUUUCUUCUUCAGAUCAGCUUCAAAUUUCCAUAGCCAUGGACACUGCUAAAUGGCCUCAGGAGUUUGUUGUGAAGCCAAUGAACGAGAUCGUGACGAACACAUGCCUGAAACAGCCGAAUCCUCCUCCUCCUGCUGCUACUCCGGUUGAGAGGAAGGCAAGACCGGAGAGAGACCAAGCUUUGAACUGUCCAAGAUGCAACUCUCUUAACACCAAGUUCUGUUACUACAACAACUACAGCCUCACUCAGCCCAGGUACUUCUGUAAAGACUGCCGUCGGUAUUGGACCGAAGGUGGUUCUCUCCGGAACAUCCCCGUCGGCGGUGGCAUCAGGAAGAACAAGAGAUCUUCUUCCAAUUCCAAUUCCUCUUCCUCUUCAUCACCCUCCUCCUCUUCUUCAUCCAAGAAACCUCUUUUCUCCAACACCCCUUCGCCGCUCCCUCAGCUAAACCCUAAGAUCGGUGAAGCGGCAGCGGCGGCUACUACUGCUAAAGUUCAAGACUUGGCGUUUCCACAAGGGUUUGGGAACGCCCACGAAGUUAAAGAUCUCAACUUGGCGUUUUCUCAAGGGUUUGGGAUUGGUGGUCAUCAUCAUCACAGUAUCCCUGAGUUCCUGCAAGUAGUACCCAGCAGCAUGAAGAACAACAACAACCCACUUGUCUCAACCUCCUCUGCUUUGGAGCUUUUAGGGAUCUCUAAUUCCUCCGCUUCCUCUAAUUCACGCCCUGCUUUCAUGUCUUUUCCAAAUGUUCACGAUUACACAGCUUCUGGUUUUGGUAUGAGUUACCCACAGUUUCAAGACUUCAUGAGACCAGCUUUGGGCUUCUCCCUUGAUGGUGGGUAUGGUGGGGAUCCUCUACAUCAAGAAGAGGGUUCCAGUGUCACUACUAAUAAUGGAAGGCCUUCACUGCAAUUUGAGAGCCUGAAACUUCCAGUUUCAUCACCAAGCACCAAUAGUGGUGGCAAUGUGAAAGAGAAUGAUCAGCAUAGUGAUCAUGAACAUGAGAAAGAUGAAGGAGAAGCUGACCACUCUGUUGGGUUUUGGAAUGGCAUGUUGAGUGCUGGCACUACUUCUGCUGCAUCUGGUGGUGGAUCAUGGCACUGAUUAUAAUAGUCCCAAGGACCCAAGAUGUUCUUUUUUAGAAGAAAAGAUAUAAAAAUUUUCAUCCAAAUUUUAAAAGAUGGAGAGGGUUAACAACUUCAAUCUGGGUGUUUAGUACCUUUUGUUUUGGUUUCCUCCUUUUGUCUAAAAACUAGUAUUAACUUUGUUGGUUUGGGGAUGGAUACUGUAUCUAUUUUCUCAAUUGUUCGUUUACCUAAUUUUAUGAUAUUUUUCCGUCUA